GCUGGCGGGGGUGGCUGGGACCGUUAGCUCGCCAGGCUGGCAGGCUCCCGGCCGCUACUCCACUGGCGGCAGGGAUGGAGACUAUGCGAGCUCAGCGGUUGCAGCCUGGAGUGGGCACCAGCGGGAGGGGCACGCUGAGAGCACUGCGGCCUGGAGUGACUGGGGCCGCGGCUGCCCCCGCCACACCCCCCGUGGGCCCCCCGCCGGCCCCGCCGCCCCCCGCACCGCCCCCGCCGCCCCUGCUCCUGUCCGGGGCCUCCGGGCUGCCUCUGCCUCCCGGCGCCCCAGGCAGCCCGGCAGUCCUGCGGGAGGCAGUGGAGGCCGUGGUGAGGAGCUUCGCCAAGCACACGCAGGGCUAUGGCCGAGUGAACGUGGUGGAGGCACUACAGGAAUUCUGGCAGAUGAAGCAGUCCCGUGGGGCUGACUUGAAGAAUGGAGCUCUCGUGGUCUAUGAGAUGGUUCCCUCCAACAGCCCUCCCUAUGUCUGCUAUGUCACCCUGCCUGGGGGAAGUUGCUUUGGGAGUUUCCAGUUUUGCCCCACAAAAGCUGAGGCCCGGCGGAGUGCUGCAAAGAUUGCACUAAUGAACUCCGUUUUUAAUGAACACCCUUCCCGAAGAAUCACUGAUGAGUUCAUUGAGAAGAGUGUCUCUGAGGCCCUGGCAUCUUUCAAUGGCAACAGAGAGGAAGCUGACAACCCAAAUACAGGGAUUGGUGCCUUCCGAUUCAUGUUGGAAUCCAACAAGGGCAAGUCAAUGUUAGAGUUCCAGGAGUUAAUGACAGUUUUUCAACUGCUGCACUGGAAUGGCAGCCUUAAGGCCAUGAGGGAAAGACAGUGUUCUCGGCAGGAAGUAUUGGCUCAUUAUUCACACCGGGCCCUGGAUGAUGAUAUUCGCCACCAAAUGGCAUUGGACUGGGUGAGCCGGGAGCAGAGUGUGCCAGGGGCACUGUCUAGAGAGCUGGCCUCUACUGAGCGAGAGCUGGAUGAAGCCCGGCUGGCAGGCAAGGAGCUGCGCUUCCACAAGGAGAAGAAAGAUAUUCUCAUGUUGGCUGCUGGGCAGUUGGGCAACAUGCAUUCUUCCAACUGCUAGGCAUCCACCCACAUACUCUCCGUCCUCUCCAGGCUCUUUUUUAUAUGUCCUUUCUAAGACUUAGUGUGAUUUCUGUACAUACUUUCUCAAUUUUAUACUUUAAAAUAUAGAGAUAUAUAUAUGUGUAUAAAUUCUACACCUGGAUUCUACACCUGGAUUCCUAUUUGCUAAGAGAUCCCCUUUCUUACUUCUAGUUUUUGGAUGUAGUUUCAUUUGAAACAUCUCCACACCACUUUACAAGAAGAGCAGGCUGUCUUUGGAGCUUUGUUGUCUCUUACACUCCUAGUAACUAUGUAGUCAUUUCAGUAGCAUGAGACGAUGGACUAAGUGUUCAUGUCUCCUCCUUUUAAAAUUCCAGGGAGCUUGAAUAAGGGCUAUGUGCACCCCACCCCAUUCCUGCUUUUCUUAGACUCAAACAGGUUAUGAUGAGUCCGAAGCCUUUUGCUUUGAUUUAUCUUGAGUUGGGCCUACUUGGUACAGAAUUGUUCCUCCAGUAACGGUAUUUCCUAACUUACACCACCCCUCCCCACCACUACCUUACUCCCCUCUCUUGACUCCUAUCGGUCCUUCAUUUUGAGGCUUCUUUACUUUAUUAUUUGGAAGGAAGUGGAGAUACGGUUUCUUGUUUUUAAAGUAUUCCUGAGAAAGUGCCCAGGAACAAGAGGAAGUAUAAACACAAUCUGUAGGGGAUUAUCACCUAAAUUGCAUCUGGGGCAGAGAUACCAUACCGGUAGUCCAGAUGCCUGGACGUACUCUACACUACAGAAGGGGUCAGGGUUGAAGUUGCUUGUUUUCAGUAUUUCACUUUUCCCUCCUCUUCCUCCCCUGCUCACACAGCUUAGUUAAGCCCUGUAUUUAGACCUUCCUGCCUGCAGAGAUUGAUAAAAGGUAAAACCUAUUUCCCUCUUCUCUCUCCUCCCAUUAUUUUGUUCUUUGGAAAAAUGACCUAUCCUAUUUGGAGAGGACCAUGUUCCUCUCUCUGCCAUGAAGUUGCUGCUGUCUACUACCUUAGAUUCACAUUUGUUUUCUCUCCUCUUCUUCCACACUAUUAAAGCAUGAGUAGAUCAGGAAAAUCAGAGAAGACUUUGGCAUUAUGGCACUUCCUAAUUGGAACCUUGGGAGACUGCAGGAAGGGAAAGAGAAUCAAUAAUCAGCUAUCAGGGAUUGCUUUUUAAUACCGUUCUCUCCGCCCACCUCUCUCCUGGGUGGAAUAGGAGAGAUGGGAUCUGGAGAACAGCUAAAGCAUUCACCUUUGGGAGUAUUUUUUGUAGGUCUUCUAAGGUAUAAUUCCCCCUUGUUUCUGUAGUCUCCUUUAUACUAUAGUUCAGCUCAAUGCACUUUCUAAACUGAACUUGGGAAGUAUAAUGUGCUUACAAUUAGACUUCCCAUUUAACAGUUAUACACUUUGCUUUCAGAAAUAGGUUAGGAAACAGGCCACAGUUUGUUCUUUUGGAUCAGACAGGGACAAGAUGGAAGUCAGCUUUCUUGCGUUUGAAAUCAUCUUGGUGACCAGUACAUAUGGGAUCAGAGGUAAGGACUCUAGCAACAAUUGUUACUAGUUCUUGAAAGGGACUUCCUUGAAUUCUCCACACCCCUUCUCUCUGUUCCAUGAAGCACAUGUAGGGUUGGAGCAGAGGCUCCUACAUUUAAAAAUAGGUGUGUCUAUUCAGUUUUUAUUGAUAUUUAUAAUCUGGAAAUCACAAACCCUCAUUUCUCCUAUGCUCCUUUCUUGGGGAAGUGUUAAGGGGUGUGAGUUGUGGGAAGAACUUGUCCUCGUACUUCCUGGAUUUGUUUUUCUAGAAUACCAACAAGUAAGAUCUCAAAGGACUUGAGAAAAAUUGUUCCCUGAUCUGUACACUUUUGCUGUUAAAGAUUUUACUUAUCUUUUUAGUACUUUCUAUGUAUUUUAUAUGUAUAAUUUUAUACAAUUAAAAAUAGAUUUUUGUCUAGUGA
Molecule: messenger RNA, 3041 nt
Organism: Rhinolophus ferrumequinum (greater horseshoe bat)
Lineage: Eukaryota; Metazoa; Chordata; Mammalia; Chiroptera; Rhinolophidae
Gene: LIX1L
Product: limb and CNS expressed 1 like
Exons: 6
Coding region: 75-1088 (337 amino acids)
Biological process (GO): autophagosome maturation
Cellular component (GO): cytoplasm
Source: RefSeq, a predicted model, not a curated record